AUAAACCAACUGAGCCUUACCAGGGCCUGUGCUGCCAGCUGGACCCAUAGGCACCACCCCAGGGCCUGUACUGCUGGCUGGGGCCAUCUGCACCGCACCAGGGCCUGUUCUGCUGUCUGGACCCAUAGGCAACACACCAGGGCCUUUGCUGCUCGAAAAGCUUAUCUGCAAUACAUCGGGCGCUGUGCUGUUGAUUGAAGCCUUCUACACCACAUUGGUGAAUGUGCUAGCAGAAGCCCUCUGCUAGCAAGCCACCAGGACCUGAACUUUUGGCUGGAGCCUUACUUGCCAUCCUAGUUAAAUCCACAGACAACGCUCGCAACCUGCCCACAACCAACUCAGUCAGAUCGCUGGUCAUUUCUGCUACUAACUCCACCACUUCCCAGGUACGAGUCAUCGCCACUCCAUCUCAUCUGCCUGCCUCUCUGAUGCACCGUCAGGACCAAUUUGGAUUCAUCACUCACUGACUCACCCGGACCUAGCCUCCUUCCCGACCAAUCUCCACCUGCUGACAAACCACGCCCCCUCAGCUCAGCACAUAAAGCAUCACAGUGGGUUUCAGUGCAUUCAACAGAUCAAAGGAAGAAGAAGAAGAAAUGUCCUGCCUGAAGAAUUUCAGUCUUCUCAUCUCAUGCGUGCUCCUCUUCAUCAUCCAGCCAGGUCGUGGUUCUGAGAUUAUCAAUGGGAAAGAAGUCGAGCCACACUCACUGCCUUUCAUGGCUCAUGUGACAGGUGAAUAUUCCUGUGGAGGGACAUUAAUCCAUCCACAGUGGGUCCUGACAGCUGCCCACUGCACUGGUAUGAAUAAGGCGACUUUGGGAGCACACUCUAUCAAGAAACGGGAAGAAAAUUCUAAACAGAUCCGAGAGGUUGUGACACACGUUCCUCAUCCCAGCUACACCAGUGUCGCUCUGGGCAACGACCUCAUGUUGCUCAAGCUUAACAAACCAGCAAAGAAAACCGGGGCAGUCAAAUGGCUCAAGUUACGCACAGCCAGAGACCCGGCAGCUGGCAGCACGUGUCUGGUGGCUGGAUGGGGACGAACCGAAACAAAACGACCAUCAGACGUCCUCAAGUCUGUCAAUGUGACUGUGGUCGACAGGCAGACAUGCAACUCUCGUGAUUAUUACGACCACGACCCUGUUAUCACUGAUGACAUGAUAUGUGCUGGUUCAGAUGGUACAAACGUCGCUGAUACCUGUCAGGGGGAUUCAGGAGGCCCGCUGUUGUGUGAUGGAGCGCUGGUUGGAGUCACUUCUUUCGGACGGGGUUGUGGUGUCAUUAAAAAACCUGGAGUCUACUCGUUUGUCUCAAGGAAACAACUGAAGUGGAUCAAGGAAACAUUAAAGUCAGCUUAAAUGUCACGAAAGCACAGGCGUCAGUCUCUACGAGCAAGAGGAGAAUCUUUGAUGCUUUCAUGUUAAAUCUCUCGGUGAUGUCUCUGUAGACCAUUGUCCAUUUUAUCAUUUCUCAGUUUUUAGCUUCUGCUAGCUUGCUCACAUUCUGCACAUGUAGCGGUGCUGUCACGGUCAGUCGUUUCCACUGCAGGAACUGAAGGCGGGAACAUUAACUGGACUGACCUGAACACGUUUUUUUAGCCAUUCAGUAUUAAAGGCACAGCCACUGUGAUGGUUUAUGGAUUGCUGUUUUUCAUUUUAGCUGUUGUAAUUACAGGUGUAUACACAACCCUGUAUAAGUGUGAUGACCUCGCAACGAUCACGACAGCUCCAAAAGCAAUCUUUACAUUUCUACAGGGGAAAAUGAGCUUUUUUACCCUGCAAUUUACUGAUUUGUGAAAAGAUGUUAUUUUCACUCAAAUUUUAAUUUGUAAUUUCUCUUUUUCAAUUGUUUUUAAUUAUCACACAUAAUCCAUGAACAUAAAACAAAGUGAGUUUAUUCAGUCUGUCAGUCAUGGUUUGUCACCAUCUCCUGUGUUAGAAACUAAAGAUUGUGGCCAGAAUGUUUUUAUGCUGAAUUUUUAAGCAUAAAUUCUUGUGUAUUUUAUUGCUCUUUGAAUAUUUGUGCUAAAAAAACAAACAAACAAACAAUCCUAAAACAACAAUUUGUCCUGACACAUUUUCUAUUCUUUCUACUUUCGAAUAAA
Maylandia zebra (zebra mbuna) is the source of this 2104-nucleotide messenger RNA. NCBI's taxonomy places the organism in Eukaryota, Metazoa, Chordata, Actinopteri, Cichliformes, Cichlidae. The record is from RefSeq and is a predicted model, not a curated record.